Salmo salar (Atlantic salmon) is the source of this 3478-nucleotide messenger RNA. Its product is annotated as E3 ubiquitin-protein ligase MYLIP-A. Lineage: Eukaryota; Metazoa; Chordata; Actinopteri; Salmoniformes; Salmonidae. Gene Ontology annotation, cellular component: cytoskeleton. Gene Ontology annotation, molecular function: ubiquitin-protein transferase activity. Gene Ontology annotation, biological process: ubiquitin-dependent protein catabolic process. The record is from RefSeq and is a predicted model, not a curated record.
CAUUGUAAUUGGCUGUUUCGGAGUAGUCAGUGCUUUGCAUAGCAAUUCAUUGAUAUAGCUUACCGCUGGUAGGGAGUGUUUGGCUGCCACACGAAGUGAGAGGUUUUGGAAAGUGUACGAAGGUUUGAUGUAGGGUCUCAAAAGAAGAAUACCGUGGUUGUGUUAUUAUUUUAAAAGAGGUAUAGACCAAAGAUAAAAUACAAGACAGCCAAAAUGCUUUGCCAUGUUACCCGUCCGGAUUCGGUGGUUAUGGAAGUGGAAGUUGAUUCGAAGGCGAAUGGUGAAGACUGUCUGAAUAAGGUGUGUAGGAAGUUAGGAAUCAUAGAGGUGGACUACUUUGGCCUGCAGUUCUCGGGCAGUAAGGGAGAGAACCUGUGGCUCAACCUGAGGAACAGAAUCUGUCAGCAGAUGGACAAUCUGACUCCCUGCCGACUCAGGCUUAGAGUCAAGUUCUUUGUGGAACCACAUCUCAUACUCCAGGAACAGACUAGGCAUGUGUUCUUCAUGCAUGUCAAGGAGGACCUCCACAGUGGCCACCUGAGGAUGUGUUCAGAGCAGGCUGAGGUGCUGAGUGCCCUACUGGCCCAGGCUGAGUUCAGAGACUACAACCAGAACACUGCCAAAUACUGCUACUCUGAGCUGUGUGGGAGCGAACCCUGCCCGGCAACAGUCGACAGUAUCAUCUCUAAGCACAAGGCGUUGGAGGGUCAGAGCCUGGGGUCAGUGGAGUACCAGGCCCUGCAGCUGGUGUCCAGUUUGGAGCACUACGGGGUGGAGUGGCACUGGGCCAGGGACGCAGAGGCACAGAGGCUGGCCAUAGGUGUGGGCCCAGAGGGCAUCACUGUCUGUAAAGAGGACUUCAGCCUGGUCAACAGGAUCAGCUAUCCCAUAAUCCAAAUAGCCACCCAGUCAGGGAAGAGUGUUUACCUGACGGUGAUCAAGGAUACCAGCGAUAGUGUGGUUCUGCUAUUCAAGCUAAUCAGCAACCGGGCUGCCAGCGGACUGUACCGGGCCAUCACAGAGACGCAUGCCUUCUACAGGUGUGACACGGUGACCAGCGCGGUGAUGAUGCAGUACAGCCGUGACUUCAAGGGCCACCUGGCGUCUCUCUUCCUCAAUGAGAACAUCAACCUGGGCAAGAAGUACGUCUUCGACAUCCGACGCACCUCCAAGGAGGUAUACGACUACGCACGCCGGGCACUCUACAACGCCGGCAUCGUGGACCUGGUGGCACGUGCUGCGGGGACGGGCGGCGAGAGGACGCCAUCGGGGCACAGUCCCCUUCGUGGCCAGGGGGAGGGGAUGGGGGAGGACUGUGGCAGCUGCCAGCAGAGCAGGGCACUGCUGGAGAGACUAGAGAAGCUCAGAGAGGCUCUGCUGUGUAUGCUGUGCUGUGAGGAGGAGAUAGACGCAGCCUUCUGCCCCUGUGGACACAUGGUAUGCUGCCAGACCUGCGCCAACCAACUACCGUUGUGUCCGGUGUGUCGAUCUGAGGUGGAACACGUGCAGCAUGUCUACCUGCCCACCUGCACCAGUCUCCUAAACCUCAGCAACACCUCCCACGACGACGAUAGCAGCCCCGUCCACAGAGCUAUAAGUGGGCUAGCAUAUACCUGCCACACCAAGGACCACUCCAAUAGCAACACCAACAACCACCACGACUCCAACAAGAUCUACCAGACUGAGACAUAAACCACUCCACUAAUUCCAGACUGUGUCCCAAAUAGCACCCUGGCACCCUACAUAGUGCUGUCCACAGUAAUGCACUAAUUAGGGAAUAUGGUGCCAUUCCAGACACAGUCCAGUCCCAACACCACGGUUUCUGCUUCUGUUUGUUUGUUUAUCACCUUACCAUUCUGACAGUGGUAUUUUUCCACUGUCGAUAUUUAUUUUUUUAAACCAAUGAUGGAUUUGUGAUUUUGAAUUUCCACCCCUCCAUUUUAAUUUUAGGGUUAUUGCCUAUUAUAUUUUCUUAAUUGAACUGCAGCUGUUGAUUUGAUCAGCAGUAGCGGUGGGAUCUGAUUUAUUUCAUUUGGAUUGUGCUUUUGUUUGUUUUUUUGCUCCAUAUCCGUGUACAGAAUGUGAAUUAUCUAUUGGGCUCAUAACCUGCAACGCUUGUACAAUAUGAGGGAAUUCUGUGUUUUAGGAGAAUAGUAGGCAACGUACAUAAUCGUUCAGUUGUUUUAUAAGUAUAUUUGCAUUUUUUAAGUUUCUUCGUUUUAAGCUUUCAGAAUCUCAUUUAAUGGUUCUAAUGGAGUGAAAUGCAUUUUUUUUGUUCUGUUUCCAUGCCAAUGAGAAGUUAUUUGGGGGUUGGAAUCUGGCCCUGGUACAGCACUGCAUUCUGAUUUUAGAGAAGCAUUGUCCCAAAAGGCACCCUAUUCCCUAUGUACAGUAGUGCACCACUUUUGACCAGUAGUGCACUUUGCAGGGAAGGGGUGCAAUUUGGGAUGUAGCCAAGGGGAAGUCUUGACGAUAAGCCCGGUAUUAAUGUGUAUAUGAGUGACAGGGUUCUGGAACCAAACCAGAACUCUGACAGGGAAAGAUAAUGGUUGAAUCUCCUAGUUCAUUCCCAAUGGGUCAUAUAAAGUAACUCCACUCUUGUGAAAAAAUACCAGAUUCAUACAGAACUCUAUGGGCUCCAGCCAUUCAGCAUUCUAUCCCAUAACAGAACCUUCACAAAUGGAGGCCCCAAAAUAAGAUGCUCCCUGUAUUCUUUUGCUCAAUAAGUGAUCUGUGAUUAUUUAUUAGUAAGGCUGUUUUUUUUUAACCUGAUCCCAGAUCGACUUGUGUUGUUUAACUAACCCAGAUUGUAGGAGUUAGCUAUACAGCACAAACAGUUCUGGGACCAGGCUACUGUUUUUCAGCCUCUACUGUGUAGCGGUGUGUGUGUCCUUCCUCAACUUCUGUUCUAUGUGGUCAACUAGGGAGUUCCUUAUGAUUUUAUUAUUAAAGGGUACUAGUCGAUCUGUCAGUGCAAUACGAGCUGCUUUUUGAGUUUUUUUUGGGGGGGGGGGUGGAAGAAUGAAUACACUGUCACUUUACCAAGGAAACUUCCCCAGUGUUUUAUCCAUAGGGUUUUGCCUUAAUGUAGCAACACUGGCUUGCGUCUCAAGUAGCACCCUAUUCCCUAUGCAGUGCACUACUUUUGACCAGAGCCCAUAGCACUCUGGUUGAAAUUAGUGCACUGUUUAGGAAUAGGGUGCCAUUUGAGACAACGACAUUGUGUUUUGAUAUGCAUUCUUUCUUUGCACAGACUUUCUUCGUUUUAAAGAUGAGGAAUAUGUUGUCUUUAUUGCUGACACCAUUUGGCACAUAGUCACUGCAGGGGAUUGAUUAUUUGAUCACUUUGUUCAAGUAGGAUUUGUUUCUGUUUUCUGAAGCAAAAACUAUGCUCUGCAAAUGUAGAAAGAACUGUCUUUUUAUAUUGUAUUUCUUUGAACUAGAAAAGUAUUAAUAAAGUUUUUUUUUUUUUUUUAAA